AUGGCUCAACAGUUCCGAGAGCCUCUCAAAAGAGCAGAUGGCUCUGCCUUUGGCCCUGUGGCUACAAGGCUGUCCUACCAGGAGCAGCCCCCACUGGCAGCUCUGGCCCUGGGGAUUUGGCCAAGGCCGGGGGGCGCAGGGCCUCGUGCACGGCCGGCUCCGACGCAUCAUCUUUGUAUUCCACCUCUGUCCGCCGCGCCGAGUCGCCAAGAAGCGUUUCAUGCCCCGGUGACCCGAGAGAGGGUGAGGCGAAGGGGAAGGUUCGGGGGCGCGUGUCCCACAGGCUCAGGUGGGGCGGCCGUGCGCGCCUGCAGGACGCGGCUCCUGGGACAUGCCCGGGACUCCGCGGCGGAGGGUGUGUGCGGCGGGGCGCGGGCUCGCUGGAGAGCUCGGCUGCACACGGAGCAGGCGGACUCGGCGGGACCGCAGCGCGCGGAAGCAGCGCCCCCCGGUCCUUACCCCCGCCCCGCGCAGGCUCUUAGUACAUCCAGGAUCCUGGGCUGCCCGGGGGCCUGGCCACUCCUGCCCGCAGCCCUGCCUUGGCUGAGCUGUCACUGUGGCGUGUCCCAGGCUGCUGGCAUGCCUGUCAUCAGCAGUGCACAGGCGAUGAUGGCUGCGUGAGUGCCUGCCAUGGCCCACUGGAAGCAUGAGAGUGUGGGGAGCAACAUGUUGGACCACGAGCUGAGGCCGGGCCCUGUCCCCCACGGCCAGGAGCAAAGACGUGGAGCUGCCCUUAGAGGACUAUAGCCUCCUACUGUGGCCAGAGAGCUCCAUGCCCGAGGAGUAGAAGUGCCACAACCACAGCCCCGAUGGAGACUCCAGGUCCAACUAUGUGAACAACUACACACCACACACAUAGCACACACAUGCCCACCACACACACUCCACACACUUAACCCAUAUACACCACACAUACACCAUGCCACCUCACACAUACCAUACACAUAUCAUACCCACCUCACACACAUACCCCAUACACACCACACACAAUACACACCCACCUCUCACACCACAUAUAUACCAUGUCCACCUCACACACCCCACGCACUUAACCCAUAUACACCACACACACACCACACAUACCAUGCCAUCUCACACACACUCUACACAUAUCAUACCCACCUCACACACCAGGCACACUUAACCCACACACACUACACACCACAUAUAUACCAUGCCCACCUCAUACACCCCACACACUUAACCCAUAUACACCACAAACACAGCACACACAUAUCAUACCCGCCUCACACACACCACACACUGCGAUAUUGGAGGAGGAGGAGGGCAUCACCUACAACAUCUGCUACAGCCCCAAGGACAACAGCUGCCCGGAGGGCAUGGACUGUAAUGGGGAUGAGUACCUGGUCCAUGGCACGCACCCGUGGACACCAACAAGUGCCAGGAGCAUCUACACAAAAUGCCUCAUAACUGGACCAGUGAAGAGCUCAGCCCCCCAUUAGAACUGCAAGGCAACCAGUACCUUUCACGGCCUCUCUUCAGCAUCUGCAGGGGCUGUACCAAGGAGGUCCCUUGCUCUCAGGCCCCUCUGCUACCUUCCCUGGGACAGGAGAGUCCUACUCUGGGGCAGGAGAGGAAUGGCUGGACUCGGCAGGCCUGCACCCCCACAGCCACUGUGCUGAGGGCAGCCAGGACUACCCGGAUGGCCACCUGCCCAUCCUGGAGGACGAGCCCUCUGUCCUGGAGGCCCACGACCAGGAAGAAGAUGGCUACUACUGUCCCAGCAAAGAGGCCAAUGGGAACACUGGUGCCUCCCACUACCACCCGAGGCAUGGGACGGGACUUAGAGGACCAGGAGGGAGACAUCGACCUGAUCGUGGCCGAGAUCAAGAGGAGCCUGAGCAUGACCGGCAUCACCAGUGCCAGUGAGGCAGCAGAACUAGAAAACGUUGCGCAGGAGUGACAAACUCUAGAUUCAGAGGAGUGGGUACCUCUAGGGAUGGGUAGAGGAAUAAGCCUGUGGGGGGAGGUUCUGGGGCCUUUAUUUCAUACAUAAGUUUGUUUUAGUUCAUAAAACACAAAAAAAUCUGAAGCAAGUACCACUACAUAUGAGUAUGUUCUGAUAACCCCAGAGAGUGGUACCCAGGGGUUUGGCAUAUGGGCUCCUACAGAUUUAUGUAUGUUUGAAAUACUUACUUUGAAAUAUUUACUUACAUUUAUUCAUUCAUUCUUGAGAUGGAGCCUUGCUCUGUCGUCCUUGACUCACUGCAACCUCUGCCUCCUGAGUUCAAGCAAUUCUCCCACCUUAGCCUCCUGAGUAGCCAGGUUUACAGGUGCGUACAAGCACGCCGGUGUAAUUUUUGUGUUUUUAGUAGAGACGGGAUUUCACCAUGUUGACCAGACUGGUCUUGAACUCCUGACCUCAAGUGAUCUACCUGUCUCAGCUGCCCUUGGAGGACUAUAGCCUCCUACUGUGGCCAGAGAGCUCCAUGUCUGAGGAGUAGAAAUGCCACAACCACAGCCCCGAUAAGGACUCCAGGUCCAACUAUGUGAACACCACCAACAUGAUGGGGUUAUGCACCCGCACUGAAGUAUUUAAUAAUACAUUUUAUUUCGUUUUAAGGAGUGUCUUUUGGUGAGUAUGCCCAGGAGGAGGAUGGCUGUGGAGAUGGACAGGCACCCUCCCUGGUAUGCACCCGGCCCCUUGUCUGGCCUAGCCAGGCCCCAGCUGCAGGCUGAGUGAUUGUCCAUGGGCCAGACAGGCUGACAUCAUGCACCCACUGUGAUAUUAGAAGUAAUAUCUGCUUAAAAUAUUAUGAAUAACAUUUCUGAGUAUACACGUGGUGGACACCAGCUUUGAUAUUAAAGUAAUAUCUUUCUAGGAUAUAAUAAAUAUGUCAUAGGGUCUUAAACAUAAUGUACACCCUUAUUUAUACAUUAUGUUUAAAAUCAGCUUCGAUAUUAAAGUAAUAUCUUUCUAAGAUAUUAUAAAUAAUGUCAUAGGGUCUUAAACAAAAUGUAUUAGGAGUAAUAUAUCCAUGAAACAAGAAAAAGUCUGAAUGUAUUCGGAGUAAUUAGGAGUAAUAUGUUUAAUGUCAUAGGGUGAGUAAUGUCACCCUAGCCCCCCGGAUAUUACAAACCCCAUGGCUGCCUGCAGCCCCAUAGCCAUAGGGCGAGUAAUGUCACCCCGGCCCCUCCUGGAUAUUACGAACCCCAUGGCUAGGGAGCUGCCUGCAGCCCACUAGCCAUAGGGCGAGUAAUGUCACCCUGGCCCCCCCGGAUAUCAUGAACGGGAUAUUACCCACACCAGCUAUUUAGAAAAUUUGGAGUAAUAUGAUACUAGGAACCGUAUCAUAGGGAGAAUAUAAUGUUAUUCUGUUUCUUUUUUGAUAUUAGGCACAAUAACACUAAUUGUAGUUCUUCCUCUGUGAUAUUGACAAAAAUAUCAUCCUCACCCCCUUGUUAUAGAAUUGAAAUCACAGGGGUUUCACCCCAUGCAAUAUUUAAUGUAAUUAUUUUUUGUGGAUGUUAGUCACAGUGUCACAGCGUGGUGUACACCUCUUUCCAUAUUGAGAGUAUUACCAUAUGGGCAGUGACAACAUCCUCUCCUUCCCUGGAUAUUAGGAACAAUAGCACAGGGCGGGUGUGCAGCCCCAGCCACAUUGGUUGCAAUAUCAUCUCUCAUCCCUAGAUAUUAGGAAUAGAUGUAUCACAGGGGGGUUGUGUGCUUCCUGAGAAAUUUGGAGCAAUAUCCUCUCCAUUUUUGGAUAUUAGAAACAAUCUUACAGUGGUGGUGUACACUUCUGGCGAUAUUGAGAGGCUAAUCCUCUCUCCCCCGAUAUUAGGACCUAUAUCACGGAAGCGUUGUACACCGCCUGGGGGCAUGUAAACUUAAUGCAAUUCUGUGAGUAAUAUUAUCCUCUUCCCCCAUUAGAAACAGUAUCACACAGGGUGAUACAUCCCUUCUGAUGUACAGCCCUGGGUAUUAGACCGAUAUCACGGGAGCGGGAGGAUAUCUAGGAUACUGGGAGUAAUAUCGUCCUCUUCCCCCUGGAUACUAAGAAGAAUAUCAGAGGGGGAUGGACACUGCUGCUUUAUUGGGAGUAAUAUUAUUCUGUCCCCCCCACCUCAGAUAUUAGGAACAGUGUUAUAGAGGUGGUGUACACCCCCUGAGAUAUGAAGAGUAAUAUCCCUCUCUGCCCCUUUAGCUAUUAGGAACAACGUUAAAAGACGGUGUGUACACCACCAGCGAUACUGGGAGGAGUGUUAGCCUCUACCCCCAGAUACCAGGGAAAAUAGCCCAGCACAGGUGUACAAUUCUUACGAUAUUGGGAGUAAUAUCAUCCUCUUCCCCCCUGCCCCGCCAUAUCAGAAACACCACCACAGGGGCUGUGUUUACCCACUGCGAUAUUGGGAGCAAUAUGAUGCUCUCCCUUCCUGGAUAUUAGAAAAAAAAUCUCCCAACCUAGCAAAGCAGGACAAUAUUCAACCCCAGGUAAUACAGAGAAGACCACAAAGAUAUUCCUCAAGAAGAGCAACCCCAAGGCACAUAAUCAUUAGAUUCACCAGGGUUGAAACGAAAGAGAAAAUACUAAGGGCAACCAGAGGGAAAGAUCAGGUUACCCACAAAGGGAACCCUAUCAGACUUCAGAAGAGAGUGGGGGCCAAUAUUCAACAUCCUUAAAGAACAACUUUCAGCCCAGAAUUUCAUAUCCUGCCAAACUAAGCUUCACAAUUGAAGGAAAAAUAAAAUCUUUCAUGAACAAGCAAGUACUCAGAGAUUUUAUUACCACCAGGCCUGCUUUGCAAAAGCUUCUGAAAGAAGCAUUACACACAGAAAGAAACAACCAGUAUUAGUGUUUCUAAAAAUAUACCAAAAAGUAAAGAGCAUCAACAUAAAGAAUUUACAUCAACAAAUGGAUAAAAUAGCCAGUUAACAUCAAAUAGAAGUAACCCUAAAUUUAAGUGACUAAAUCCCCCAAUCAAAAGAUACAGCCAAAACCUAAUGGUAUGCUGCAUCCAGACCCAUUUCACAUCCAAAGAUACACAAAGACUCAAAACAAAGGGAUGGAGAAAGACUUACCAACCAAAUGGAGAGCAAAAAUAAAUAAAGAGCAGGAGUUGCAAUUCUCGCAUCUGAUAAAAUAGAUUUCAAAGCAACAAAGGUAUAGUGGUAAAAGGAUCAAUGCAACAAUAAGAGCUAACGACCCUAACACCCAGAUACAUAAGACCCAUAAAGAGAUUUAGACUCAACGAGACAGAAAAUUGAUGAGGACAGCAGGACUUGAACUCAGAUCCGGAACAAGUAAACUUAAUAAAUAUUUAUAGAGCUCUCCAUUUUAAAUACACAAAAUAUACAUUCUCCACUUUAAAUACACAAAAUAUUGAUCUGCCAUUAUUAAUACCCAUUUUCAGAAUAAAGCAAUAUUCCCGUUCUCUCUCCCACUUUUUCUUCCUCUUCUUCACUCCUUUUUUUCUCUUUCUUUAAAAAAAAGAAAGAAAAAAAAAGAACCUGGGAGAUGGAGGUUGCAGUGAGCCAAGAUCACACCACUGCACUCUAGCCUAAGCAACAGAGUGAGACUCUGCCAAAAAAUAAAAAGAAAAAACAUCACAGGCGGGCAUACGCCUUCUGUGAUGCUGGAAGUCAUGUCAUCCUCUCCUCCUCUGGCUAUUAGAAACACUGUCAUAGUGGGGGUGUACAUCUCCCGUGAUAUUGGGAGUAAUGUCAUGUCACCCCCACCCUGGAUAUCAGGAACAAUCACAGGGGUGGGGUUAACACCCCUGCGAUAUUAGGAGUAAUAUUAUCCUCUUCCCAUGUGGAUAUUAGGAACCAUAUCACAGAAUGGUGUACAGCCCCUGAGAUGCUGGAAUUAAUAUCGUUCUCUCCUGGAUAUUAGGAUCAGUAUCACAAGAAGUUGUACAGCCCCUGUGAUGCUGGGUGUAAUAUUAUCUUCUUCGCCCCAGGAACAAUAUCACAGAAAGGUGUACACCUGCUGUGAUUCUGGGGAUAAUGUUAUCUUCUUCCCUUCUGGACAUUAAGAACAAUAUCACCAUGGGGUGUACACACCCUGCAAUGUUGGGAGAAAUAUCAGCCUCUCUCGGUCCGGCGCGGUGGCGCAUGCCUGUAAUCCCAGCACUUUGGGAGGCCGAGGCAGGUGGAUCACUUGAGGUCGGGAGUUUGAGACCAGCCUGACCAACGUGGAGAAACCCCAUCUCUAUAAAAAUACAAAAAAUUAACCGGUGUGGUGGCUCAUACCUAUAAUCCCAGCUACUUGGGAAGGUGAGGCAGAAGAAUUGUUUGAACACAGGAGGCAGCGGUUGCAGUGAGCUGAGUUCACAUCACUGCUGCACUCCAGCCUCACGAAAGAGCAAGAUUCUGUCUCAAAAAAAAAAGAUAUUUAUGAAUAGUUUCCAAACUUUGGAGGGAUCAAGAAGGGAGAGGAAAAACAUACACUUCCACUCACCUUUUUCACAAAAUUGUGGCUUACAAAUCAGUGUAAAUUACAGAUGACUUCUAAUAAAGACGUUUCUUAAAUCUAGAAAAGAAAACAAGUGAAGGGCCGGGAGUGGGGCUCAGACCUGUAAUCCCAGUACUUUGGGAGUCCCAGGCA
Molecule: messenger RNA, 6572 nt
Organism: Callithrix jacchus (white-tufted-ear marmoset)
Lineage: Eukaryota; Metazoa; Chordata; Mammalia; Primates; Cebidae
Source: RefSeq, a predicted model, not a curated record